Molecule: messenger RNA, 1025 nt
Organism: Boeremia exigua
Lineage: Eukaryota; Fungi; Ascomycota; Dothideomycetes; Pleosporales; Didymellaceae
Product: Alpha/Beta hydrolase protein
Exons: 3
Coding region: 82-1008 (308 amino acids)
Biological process (GO): lipid catabolic process
Source: RefSeq, a predicted model, not a curated record
CAGCGAGCAACAUUGUGUUUAUACUUUCACUAGAACAAUUGGAACGUGCAGCUUUGUCAAUUCACAUCUCUGAGUAUCGUCAUGUCUUCAGUUUUGAGACUGGGAGCUGUUUUCCUAACCGCUGUGGGCCUUGUCACCGCUGUGCCCGUAGAAUUCGAGAAGAGAGCGGUGUCUGCAAGCAUCCUCGAUCAACUUGAAUUCUUCAGCCAAUACUCCGCUGCGGCUUACUGUCUUGGAAACAACAAUAGCCCCAACACAAAGCUCGCUUGCCCGCAGGGAAACUGUGCGCGAGUAGAAGCUGCCAACACAAACACUUUGACAGAGUUUGAGAACUCAAUCAAGUCCGACGUCACAGGCUUUGUCGCCACAGACACCACGAACAAGCUGAUUGUGCUCUCCUUCCGCGGCUCGAGAUCUGUUCGCAAUUGGAUCACCAACCUCAGCUUCCCUGUCGCGUCUACAAGCAUCUGCACGAACUGCAGCUCCUCCAUUGGCUUUUGGCAGUCAUGGCUUGAGGCUCAGACCAACGUAGUCGCCGCAAUCAAGAAAGCACAAGCGCAGUACCCGACCUUCAAGGUUGUGGCUACAGGACACUCGUUGGGUGGAGCUCUGGCCAGUCUCGCAGCCAGUGUGCUGCGAAACCAGGGCAUCACAGUCGAUCUGUACACUUACGGCGCGCCGAAGGUCGGGCUGCAGCCACUUGCGGACUACAUCACUAGCACCACCAAGGGCCAGAACUACCGCGUCACACACAAGUUCGAUCCCGUCCCCAAGCUGCCGCCGACGUUCUUGGGCUACCGCCACACAUCUCCUGAGUACUACAUCACCACUGGAAAUAGUGCUUCACCUGGCACAGGGGAUAUCAAUGUGUUGACCGGCUCGUUGAACUUCAAUGGCAACGAGGGUGACUUCGGAGUCGACAUCAACGCGCAUCUGUGGUACUUUGGACACAUCAGCGCAUGCGAGGGCCAGGAGGGAAUCGAGGUCCGGAGCCUGGGUGACGAGUAAAUACAUUAAUUUUUAAU